GAUGAGAGAACCUUUGCUGAAGGUUCCCACGCUCACGGGUUAGAUCACUCAUCCUCUUGGCAGGAUCAUAGUUGCUUCCUGUCUAGUCCACGAUUUUCACACUUCAACUCCUUGUCAGCAUUUACCAAACGAACUGUUGCUCCAGAUUCAGCUUCAAUCAAGGAAGAUGUCUCAAAUUUACCAAUGAAUGGAACAAGUCCACAAUCCAAGAAGGAUGAAUAUGAGAGCAAAAAAAGCAAAAUGAACAUACUGGAUUUCUAAACAUAAGAAUGUUGGUUUCCCUUUCAGGAGAAUAGUGAAAACAAUAUAUAAUGUGAUGACCUCUGCAUUUCAUCAUGUA
Messenger RNA from Castor canadensis (American beaver), 340 nucleotides. The record is from RefSeq and is a predicted model, not a curated record. Lineage: Eukaryota; Metazoa; Chordata; Mammalia; Rodentia; Castoridae.